This is a messenger RNA of Prinia subflava (tawny-flanked prinia), 1474 nucleotides long. RefSeq names its product very long chain fatty acid elongase 6. Gene Ontology annotation, molecular function: fatty acid elongase activity. Gene Ontology annotation, cellular component: endoplasmic reticulum membrane; endoplasmic reticulum. The transcript has 4 exons. The record is from RefSeq and is a predicted model, not a curated record. NCBI's taxonomy places the organism in Eukaryota, Metazoa, Chordata, Aves, Passeriformes, Cisticolidae. The coding region runs from base 226 to 1023 and encodes 265 amino acids. Gene Ontology annotation, biological process: fatty acid elongation, saturated fatty acid; fatty acid elongation, monounsaturated fatty acid; fatty acid elongation, polyunsaturated fatty acid.
GGCGGCCGCAGAAGAGGAGGAGACCGGCGGGCCCGGGAGGAGAGGCGCGGAGGGGAGCGGAGCUAUGCCAUACCCGGGGUAUCGCUGAGGCGGGGCGGGCCAGGCCAGAGGCGGGGGCUCUCCGGCCGCGGGCGCUCUCCGGCGGCGGGCGCGCAGGGGCCCGGCUCCCGAGGCGGCGGCAGGCAGCAUCUCGGCGCGGGGAGCGGCUCCACAGCCACCGGGCCAAUGAACAUGUCAGUGUUGACUUUGCAGGAAUACGAAUUCGAGAAGCAGUUCAACGAGCAUGCGGCCAUCCAGUGGAUGCAGGAAAACUGGAAAAAAUCAUUCCUGUUUUCAGCUCUGUAUGCUGCCUUUAUAUUUGGUGGUCGGCACCUAAUGAACAAACGAGCAAAAUUUGAACUGAGGAAGCCGCUAGUGCUCUGGUCUUUGAGCCUCGCCGUCUUCAGUAUAUUUGGUGCUGUUCGAACUGGUGCUUAUAUGCUGUACAUUUUGAUGACCAAAGGCCUGAAGCAGUCAGUGUGUGACCAGAGUUUUUACAUUGGACCUGUCAGCAAAUUCUGGGCAUAUGCAUUUGUGCUAAGCAAAGCACCUGAACUAGGUGAUACAAUAUUCAUUAUUCUUAGGAAGCAGAAGCUCAUCUUCUUACACUGGUACCAUCACAUUACUGUGUUACUUUACUCUUGGUACUCCUACAAGGACAUGGUGGCUGGCGGUGGCUGGUUCAUGACCAUGAACUACGGAGUACACGCUGUCAUGUACUCGUACUAUGCCUUGCGGGCUGCUGGCUUCAGAGUCUCACGCAAGUUUGCCAUGUUCAUUACCCUGUCGCAGAUCACUCAGAUGUUGAUCGGUUGCGUGAUCAAUUACCUGGUCUUCUCCUGGAUGCAGCAGGGCCAGUGCCAUUCCCACGUGCAGAACAUCAUCUGGUCCUCUCUCAUGUACCUCAGCUACUUUGUGCUCUUUUGCCAUUUUUUCUUUGAGGCCUAUAUCGGCAAAACCAGAAAAGAAAGAAAGGUUGACUAGUGGUAGAAAGGGGAAGCCAUAGCUCAGGGUCAUUAAGAAAAACAAAAUUAUAAGAAAAAGAAAAGGCACAAGGAAACACAUAUAUGUAUGGUGCAGCUAAAACUUGGCAGCUUAGGGAAAGUUAGCAUGGUUUAACCCAGUAAGUUUAUGAUCCUAUCAUGGUGAGGACUCACUGAAUUCUACUCUAUCUCAAAGGACUGCUGAUGAAAGACAACUUCCUUCUUGUACCUCUCUGCUCUAGAAAAGGAGAAAAGAAAAGAAAAAUCAAGAAAAAAGGAAAGAAAAAGGAAGAAAAGAGAAAUGGAAUAAUGUUAAGGGGAGAGUAAAAAGUACAUUAAUAAGCAGUGUGUUUCCCCAAAGUGGAGAGACUUCUAUUUUUAAAAAGAAAAAAGGUUUCUAAAUCCUUUCUAAUAUUUUCUCUGCAUUAAAAAAAAAAAAAAAAAAAAAAAAA